Molecule: messenger RNA, 3199 nt
Organism: Mytilus trossulus (common blue mussel)
Lineage: Eukaryota; Metazoa; Mollusca; Bivalvia; Mytilida; Mytilidae
Product: sine oculis-binding protein homolog
Exons: 4
Coding region: 197-2512 (771 amino acids)
Biological process (GO): animal organ development
Cellular component (GO): nucleus
Source: RefSeq, a predicted model, not a curated record
CUACCGCUUACAAAGCGUUCUCCCCAACAUGCUCCGAAUACUAUUAGUAUCAAUAGGAGAGAUCAUAUUACAGACGGCUCGGUUUACAAGUCAAUAAGGCUAGAUUUGGCUUUAACUAGUAUUACAUAUGUUCACACAGCCCAUAGUGUAGAUUGUUUAGUGGAGAAUAAACACAAAUUAAUUUCUAUUUGAUAAAAUGUCAGAAAAAACGGACGAUUGUAAAACAUCGGAAUCUUACACAAGUGAUCACGUUCAAAUCAAAGAGGAACCGAAAGACACGGAUAUCAAAGAUUAUGCUGAAAAUACUAUGAAUGAACUUCUUGGUUUGUAUGGCUAUGACAAAGUAAACAGCACAGAUACAGAACAACUAAAUCUCGAGCGGUACACAUCAGAGAACGACGGAGCUGUAUCUCCUAUCGACGACCUCAGUAGAGAUAGCUUUGACAGUGAUGACAACUUAUCAGAAAAUAGCGAGAUCUCAAGAUUAAGUAGAAGCGAUAGCCAGAACAGUCUUGCAGCACAACACAGAAAUCUAGUCACAGCAUUGACAAAGAAACACAGACUUACAGGUGCACCUGAAGGAACAUUACCAGCUGAGAAAAUUGUUUGCGCUUGGUGCCAGAAAAGUGGUCCUAAGUUAUUUACUCUGAAAACCUCAUCGGGAUCAAAAGCUUUCUGUAGUGAAGUGUGCUUUACCCAAUGUCGACGUGCCUCCUUUAAAAAGAACAAGGUGUGCGACUGGUGUAAACACGUUCGCCACACAGUCAACUAUGUAGAUUUUCAAGACGGUGAACAACAACUUCAGUUCUGUAGUGCAAAGUGUUUGAAUCAGUACAAAAUGAGCAUUUUCUGUAAAGAAACUCAAGAACAUCUAAAGCAGAUUCGAUCUCCGCCGGAAGUGAAGAAACCCAAAACUAAUAAUGAUGAACAAAUUUUAAUAACGCCGGAUCUGUGGCUUAAAGAAGGCAAAUCAGAAGUAACUGAUAAGGAAGACAAAUCAGUGUCAAAUGAAAAAGAAUUAGAUUUAAAGCAUAGAAUACCAAAAAUUGACAAGAUAGAGAACGAUGUUUCCUCUCGUGAAAAACACAUCUCACUGACAAAGUCUCAUCCGGAGAGAAUGUCACGUGAUAAACAUAGACGUUCAACUCCAAAAGAUAGUAAAGCCUCAACACCUGUUUCAAAUGGACUACAAGAACCAGCAAACAGUACUACGUCACAAAGACUGACACCUGUACCACAGGGUAAUAUGCCAGCUUUGUCGCAAAUGUUACCACCUCAAUUAUGGAAUAUGUUUGCUCCAAGUAUGCCUCAAAUGGGUGGAAUGCCACCUUGGUUCUACCCGGGAUUUAUGCCUCCCAUGACUGGCUUCAUGCCACCCGGUUUUCCGAUGGAUGGGAUGCAGAGAUAUUUAAGUGAAGCUGGUUUCCCAAAUGCCCAGCAGCCACCUGUUUCGCCAGUUGUAAGUGAAGAUUCGAUAUCGGAAUCAGCUGAAACAAGAAAAAAUGUUACUAAUGGGAAUAGAAAUCAAUCAGUUCAUACUAAUUCAGGAAUUAAAGCGCCAACGUUUAUGGAAAACCACAUGUCUUCAGGCACGGACACAAGUCAUCACGGCAGAUACCCUCAAAUGCAUAACCAUGCACAAAAUAACGGAAAUGGAUUGCCUCCUGUCACUAUGAUUAUGCCGAUGCCCAUUGCGCUUCCGUUUCCUGUUCCAAUUCCUUUGCCUCUUCCGCUGACGAUGGAACAGAUCAUGGAAGUUUUUGGCAAAAAUAAAUCUACAGAAAACAGUUCAAGUUCAAAAAAUCAUCUUAGUGACCAUAAAGGUUCAGAAAAUUUAAAUAUGUCAUCUAGUUCUGACGGACUUGAUUCCUCGAUCUCUUCUUUAAGUAAUAGACAAACAAUAUAUAAAAUGAAAAACGAUAUUAAUGAAAACGAAACGAUACCUGCUGGUCGUGUAUCUUGCAAUUCAUGCAUCACUGAACAAAGCAUAAGUCCAACAUUAGGAUCGGAUAGAUCUUCCCCUGUCUACGACUCACGACUUUCGACAGCAUAUGACUAUUCAUCAAUGCGGAAGCGCGGACUUUCUCCUGACGGAUCGUUGGAUUUAAGUAAAAAAGCAAGAAUACCGAUUGUCACAAACAAUUCGAGUAGUAGUUGUGAUGGUGCGAUAGAUUUGUCAAAAGACAGUCUCUUUGGAAAAAUUAAGCGCGAUUCGGGAAAAGAAAAUCAGGAAUUGAACGAUGCUUCGUCUUUACACAGUGACUCCGAAGUACAAAACGGUGACGGAAAGGAACCAAUGAUUCAUAUAGUCACACCACGUGACGAUCCACCUUUGUCACAACACCUUCCCCUGGCGCCUUCAGAUCACAAAUAUUCUAAUAGACGCGGGUUAAUAUUAGAUAUUCCGUACAAUCCACGUCAUUCACGGAGUCCUUCUCCUGAAAGGAGGCCAUAUUUAGCCAGGGAAUACCGACGGAAGUUACUCGGAAGAAGAAAUGUAAAAUCUACUUAAUCAAAUGCAUAGUUUUUACACUACAUGCUGGUACUUUUAUGCUCGUUUUUCAUUGUACAUAUUCCACAUUUAUUUAAUUUAAAAAAUGUAUGUCAUUUACAGUCAUUCUUUUCUAAAGUAAAGCAAUAGUGAAGUACUUGAAUAGGUCUUAUUAACGGUUUAUGUCAACACAAAACUCUGGAGGCCAAUAUUUAACGUGCGCGUGGUGUAAUGAACUUUGUUUGAUAGUAGAACAGGAUAAACACUUAUUUCAUUUUUAACCAUUUCUCAAUUUAUUCUGAAAUUUACUCAUCUUUACAUUAGAAGUUAUUUUUGAACUUUUCGUAUUAACAAACACCGCUAUGAAAGUUGAAUAUCUGUGUGUGUGUGUGUGGAGAAAGGAAGACACAUAAUUGGAAGAAAGACUUACCAAGAGUUAUGUGUAUAAAACUAUUUUUACCGAUACUGUAUGAUUUUUACACCUACAUGUAACUUUAGUCGACUAAAGUAGUCCUCUGAAAAUUGCUGAAAGAUUGACUUUUAAAGAUAGAUAUUGAAUAACCAAUAUUUUGUCAAUUACUUUAGAUUUUUUAUGUUCUCUGAUGAGGCCCUUUCAUUCUAUACCAGUCACGAAUCUUUCUUAAUAAACAAAAGAUUCCAAUUACAGCACUAACAUUUCUACUUUUAACCAGACACCAGUUGAUCAAA